AACCACGAACUAUGAGAUAAAUUUUACUUAAUAUAUAGUAAUAUAUCUUACCUAAUCUAACAUAAAAACUAAUGUCGAGUGUCAAUAUUUUAUACUCCUGUCCUGCCUUGGUGAAUAAUUAAUAUUGAUAAUAAUAUUAUGUUUAUGGCUUAUCGAUUCCGGACGCUUUGACGUCACGAACGCGUUCGUUCGUUAUCAAUAUUUUAUCAACAACUCGCCAGAAUGAUUAAACAUAUGUUCAUUGUUCAAUGUUCAAGCUUUUCACUCUACUGAGCUGCUCACUGUGUUGUAACUCGGACAAGUUGGAUUCCUCCUAGUUUUUUAUUAUUUUUUUUUACUGGUGUUGUGUAUAGUUGCUAAUAAUUACUGUUUACCUUUGUAAAAUGUGAAAAAUUAAUUAUAUUUCCUAUCAAAUUCUACACGAUUCGGUUUAGAGCUGAGAUUUCACUGUAUAAUAUACUGAAUAACUGGGGCACGUCAAAUUGUUGUUUGAUUAGAGUUUAACAAUCCGAAAAGGUCUUGCUCAUAAAUGUUGAAGUAAUUGUACGUCUAAUUCCAAUAUUAGAUAUAUUUUGUAUUUUUUACAAAAAUAUUAAAUUCCAUCAACAAUGAGUCGACAACCAGAAAACCAUAUCAUGGAUAUUCCUCCUCCUGUAUACACAAAUGUCGCAAAUAAUACUCAACCAGGAGAAUCAGAAAAUGGAAAUGUUAAUGCUACUCAGCAAAAUCCAGUUCAUUCACCGACAUCACCACAGCAUUAUGAUGUGCAGCCUCCUAGAUUAGACUUUUCUGCUCCUCCCCCAUAUGAAGACUGCAACCCAGAUUUUGUAAAGCUACCAACUUAUGAAGAAGUGCAAAUGGAAAAGCGAUUAGAAGGAGAAACAUCUCCAAGAUUACCUGGAAGAGUUAUUGGAGGACCUCCUAGCAUUGGACCAUUACCACAAGAAAUACCUGCACAAACAUUGACUGUUCUCACAAUUGAUGCUGCACCUAAUCCAUGUGAAAUUGACACUAAUUUAUUAGGCACAGACUACAUGUUUUUGACUGCUUUUUUAGUGGCUUUGCUAUUCAAUUGGGUGGGUUUUUUGGUGUUAAUGUGUUUGUGCCAAACGGUAGCAGCUCGUUAUGGAGCACUUGCUGGAUUUGGAUUAUCAUUAGCAAAAUGGACGAUGAUAGUUAAACGGAAUACUGAAAUGUCUGAUUUAUCACCAGAAAGUCGUUCAAAUACAUGGCUCUGGUGGUUAGUUAUGGCAUUUGGAUUUUUAAUUUGUAUUCGUGCUGUGAUACAAUACAUGAACAUCAAACGUGGCUGGAGACUGCUUAGUGUUCCUGCACAAGAACGAGUGUUAUAUUUUUAUUAAAUUUUUGAUCUGCUGGUAAAGUAAAGUAUAUGAAAUAUUUAUUUAAAUUUAUUUUUGUUCAUGUUUUGUUUUAUGUUUAAAGUCAUAAGUAUUAGAAAAACUAUUUAAAAAAAUAAUUACUCAACAUUAAUUGCAAGUAUUUAACCUUUGACAACACACAAAGACACCAAUUUAAUUGCAAAAAUGUAAAAAUUAGGUGGGGUACCAAACACUUAAGUAAAUAAAGUUCUCAAAAUCUUUUGUGUUAUAAAAUAACAAAAUUAUGUAGACUUUAAUAACAAAUUAAAAACAAAAAAAGUAUGGCUGUGCUAAUGUUGUCUCGUCAAAACAUGUCUGAAUGGAAAUAGAAAUUGAUUUAAGAAAUGAAAUGAAAAUUUAUUUUUAUGAUGAUAAAGAAUCUAAAAACAGUUAAGGAUUGUGUUAAAAUUCCAAUGGGGCUGGUCGAAAAAUAGUUUUUUUUGUGAGUUAUGACAAAAAAGAGAAUAUACACUAGAAAUCACUAAACAUUCCAAUAUACAAAUGUAGCAAAAUAUUCCUGCUCGAAUUGAGUCAAGACGUCAUGUUCUUCUUUCGCAUACUCGUAUAUAUAUUGAACAUGAGGACAUUUACCAAAUGUAAAUAUUUCAGUCAUCACUAGAUAAAUGUAUGAAACAAGACAAGAGCGCCCACUCUAAUAAAGGGGGAGGGGAAAUCAAAGUUCAGCCUUUUAUUAUUUUUAAAAUAAAUAUUAACUAAAAUCGUAGGGAGUCAUGCCUCCCCCAGGCCAUCCCUGCAGAUGCUCUUGAAACAAGAUAAGGAAAUUAUUGAUUGGUAUACUAAUAUAUAUAUAUAUAUGUGUGUGUUCUAUAUCUAAAUAUAAGAAUUGAACUAUUUUAAUAAAGCUAUACAUUUUUUUAAUUUUUAGAUUUACGUUCACUGUUGAUAUAAACUAUAAACAAUUAAAUAUGGGGUAUAUUUUUAUCCAAAGUGUGUUAUCAUGGGUUAAAAAAUAUCAAUCCCCAUUUUAGAUAUUAAUUUAUAUAAAAUGAUAACUAAAUAGUGGCUAUUCUAUAUUCUAAUGAAUUUUUAUCAAAUUAUGUUUAAGCAGUUAGAUUGUUUAUUCAUCUGAUUAUGAAAUAAUUAACAAAUUAAAUACGAGUGUACAGACGUCAUUUAUUUUGAAUGGUUUUAGUGGUUGUGUUAUUUUUACUAGAAAUACCUUAAGACAACUUGUCUUUGGGUACAAUCAAAUACUUAUAGUUAGG
Molecule: messenger RNA, 2605 nt
Organism: Myzus persicae (green peach aphid)
Lineage: Eukaryota; Metazoa; Arthropoda; Insecta; Hemiptera; Aphididae
Gene: Ndfip
Product: NEDD4 family-interacting protein 1
Exons: 6
Coding region: 609-1361 (250 amino acids)
Biological process (GO): ubiquitin-dependent protein catabolic process; positive regulation of protein ubiquitination; metal ion transport
Cellular component (GO): perinuclear region of cytoplasm; Golgi apparatus; endoplasmic reticulum
Molecular function (GO): WW domain binding
Source: RefSeq, a predicted model, not a curated record